GAAUUUAGAAGCUGGCUAGAUACUGGUGUAACUUGUGGACCAGCAUAGACAUGGUGUUCACCAACAACAAUGCUGUUCAAACCUUGGUUUGCAAAUUGAUUAGAUUUUUCAAAUAUUUACACUGAAGCUGCAGAGGGCAGCUAUGGUAAGGGGCAAUGUAUUUCCUGACCAGCUGUCAAUCACAACAUGCACUGGCCCAGUUAACCAAUCACAGCACAUUUUGUUUUUCAGAAGGCGGGCCUUCAUUUGAUACAGGAACUAUUCGAGCAGUUUAUGCCAGACUGGGGAGAGAGGUGUUGUAAUCAUGUAAAAUAUGUGAAAAAUAUUGUGUUUUUCAAACAACCUAGUGUGAGAGAGCCUGUUCUACAUCCCCAAACAAAAUCAAGACUUUGAAAAAGAGCAAAAUAGGACCUCUUUAAUAAUGGACCUCCUACAAACUUGCACAUUCACCAUUUCAAACAGCUCAGGCCCAAAAUGAAGUUCAGCGAGGAUCUGAUGUGUCUUUGCAAUGUGACGUUCCACUCCUGUCUAAUUCCUCCACUUUGCAUUGGGAGAAAGAUGGAGAACAAACACUCAACAGCACUCUGAUGUACAACACCUCUGCCUACAUCAUCUUGCACACCGUUGAUGAACGCAGUGAAGGGAAAUAUUACUGUAGAUUGAUGCAAGAUGGAAGCGUACGAACUGUUAAGAAUCACACACUUAAUGUUACUCCAUAUUCAGAUGGAAAUAGUAAAAGUCAAACCAUUUCCAGUCAAAGCUCCAGUAAUACCAAUGUGUCACUGAUCUGCAAGUCUGCAAUGGAGACCCCUAAUGGUGUGUUGAGGAUUCAGUCAGUGGAUCUUACCUGUGAAGUUUCUGAAGUAACUGAUUCAGUGACACUGGUCUGGCUCAGGAUGGAGGGGAACAGAGGAGUGCUGGUCAAACAGCAAAAUAUGACUGAGAAAAACACCAUGUUACGUCUCACAGUGAAUCUAUCCAACUCUAAAACAGACCCGCUGCACUGGCAGUGUGCAGUUUUUACUAAGAAUACACUCAGAGCUCUGGUCCCUAUAACAAUCAAUUGUACCUCAUCAGAUACAAAGGCUCCAACAGAAAGCUCAGCUGAAACAAACAAAGUAAUCCAAAAAGUGUUUUGCUGUGUUUUGACUCUAUCUAUUGGGAUGUUGCUUGGAGCUCUAUUGAAUUACUGCUACAGGAAACGAAAGUCAGCUGUAUUUGCCAUCAUUUCAGUGCACUCUGGCCCUCAGGAAUCUGAACCAGUCUAUAUGAAUAUCAACCAUAUGGGACAUGAAAGAGGAAAAGGAAGCAUGAAUAAAAGAGAGGAGACACCGGAUACAUCAGACAGUUUGACCUACGCAACCAUUGUUUUCAACAAGUCCAGGUUUCAGACUUAAAAUAUAACUCCAGUCAAUUAGGAAAACCUAUGACACAAUUUCAUAUAUUUAUUAUUAUUUUAUAUAAUAUUUUUAUAAAUUAACUGCAAACCAAUAUCUCACAGAGAAAGAAUAAACAUUUUCUUUAUUAAACAUUAUCUGGUCACAAAAGAUAUAAUCUGGGAAUGCAUUUAGAGAUUCUCAGACCUACAGUAACUGCGUUCAUUAAACCACCAGCACAAAUAUUAAUCCUACUGACUGAAACUGGAUAAUUGCAUCCUUUUAUGAAUGUUGUGUUAAUCACAUUUGUAAAAGCAUUAACUAUGCAGCCAAAUAUUAUCAUGAUUUUGCUUUUGUUAUAUUAUAGGUGCCUUCAUAUAUGUGCAUGCAUACUGUUGAAAUGGCCAUUUGAUGGCACUGUUUGAAAACAUUCUUGAAUAAUAAUAAUAAAGUGUAAGUACUAAAAAGGAUAA
This is a messenger RNA of Carassius gibelio (silver crucian carp), 1849 nucleotides long. RefSeq lists its product as uncharacterized. The transcript has 9 exons. The record is from RefSeq and is a predicted model, not a curated record. Bases 588 to 1397 code for a protein of 269 amino acids. Lineage: Eukaryota; Metazoa; Chordata; Actinopteri; Cypriniformes; Cyprinidae.